AAAGGGGGAGAUAAUUCAUCAAUAAUUUGUUAAGAUGUUCAAGAAAAUCAUAUUUUACCUUCUUUUUCAUGCAUAUUUUACCGUUUUGAAAGGUAUUGAAAUGGUUAAUAUGAAGAUAGUUGAAGAACCAUCAAGCUAUGGGAUGAACAAUUUCAACAAUCAGCAAACCCAACAAGAAGACAACCGGUUGAAGAUGAGAGUUCCUCCAUCAAAGUUUUCUGGUCCUCAACAUCUUACAAGAUUGGUCAACAAAUGUUUUAGUAAACAGAUAGAUUCAUAUACAUAUAAAUUGUGUCCAUUUUCUAAUGUAUCACAACAUGAAGAAUCAUACAGGUGGAAUCCUUACAAUGGAAUUCUGGGUGUUUGGCAGGAAUGGGAAAUUCAUAAUAAUACCUUUGUUGCCAUGGUAAUGAGAGAGGGAGAUAACUGUGGAAAUUUAUUUAGAUCAAUGAAGGUUUUUUUGAGAUGUGGGAAUAAAAAUGAAAUAGUAAAUGUAUCAGAACCAUCAACGUGUCAGUAUCACAUGAACUUUAAUACUCCAUACGCCUGUCAUCCUCAUGCUAUGCUGGUGUUCCCUACACUAUCCGAGGAGUUACGUAAAGAGUGGGAGUUAUUAGAAGGCAGACUAGUGAAUGAAGAAAUUACAAAUAAGGGAUAUAAAAAACGAUUACAUGCUUUAUUUGAGAAAGCUGGGUAUUAUCUGUCAGGUUCAGAAAAAGACAAAUUAUCAAAAGAAGCUGUAAAGAAAGAAGAAAAGAAAGAAAAAGAAGAAAAUGGAGAAUUUGAUACAUUAUAUCAAUGCACACAGGAAUAUCAGAAAGUUAAACAACAGUUAGAUGCCUUAAAAAUGGUGCUUAAAGAUCCCAUGGUAGAUUCAAAGACAAAAGAAAAAGUUAAUAAAAUGGAUGAAAAUGAUAAACAAAACAAAAGUAGUAAAGGCAGCAGUAAAAAAAGGAAGAUUUUAACUAAGCUUACAAAUUUAAUGUCUCAAAGGGGUAAUACACAUGGUGUAAGCUAAAAAAAAGCUUUAAAUAAUGUAUAUUUUAAUUUGUAUGUGAAAUACUCACUUAUGUGUAAUAGGAUAUCUUUAUUUGAUAUAUUGGAUCCUUGCAAGGUCUACAUGUCUGUCAAACAGGGUUCACCUGACCUCAACCAUCAUUUCAUGGAUCAGUGAUCAAGAUUAAGUUUUUGUAAUCAAAUCCAUAUCUCAGAUACUAUAUUAAAGCAAUGUGUUUCAUCUGACCUUGAUAUCAUUUUCGUUAUUCAUUGGUCAAUGUUAAGUUUUUGUGGUUUGGUCUAUUUCUCUAAACCUUAAGUGCAAUAGGUCAACUAUAUUUGGUGUAUGGAAUGAUUGCAUGGUGUACAUGUUGUCUGGCAGGGUUCAUCUGACCUUGACCUCAUUUUCAUGGAUCAUUGAUAAUGUUAACUUUAUGUGAUACAUGUACUUGUAGUAAGACCUCAUAUUACAGAAUUUACAAAAAUUCAAUUAUAAUUAGUAAAGCAGGAGAGAUAUUUCAGUGUGUGCACUCUUGUUAAAAUAUGUUAUGAACAACAAAUCCAAUCAGUAUAAUUGUGAACAAGUAAUAAAAUGCUGAGGGACAAUCAGGAAUAUGUUUGAUAGACAGCUGGGAAAUUUGAUUGUUGGACAAAUGGGAAUUAUUUGACUAAUUUAUUUGUGUAAGUGUGUAUUGAAUAGUUGCAUGUAAUUGUGGAAAUAUGAUUGUUGGACAAAUAGGAAUUAUUUUGACUAAUUUAUUUGUGUAAGUGUGUAGCUGAUAUUAAAUGCAUGUAAUUAAUAAAGGUUUUUUUUUUAAAUCAUAAUAAAAAAAAUAGAUGGGU
This is a messenger RNA of Mytilus californianus (California mussel), 1839 nucleotides long. Its product is annotated as N-acetylglucosamine-1-phosphotransferase subunit gamma-like. Bases 35 to 1018 code for a protein of 327 amino acids. The transcript has 9 exons. The record is from RefSeq and is a predicted model, not a curated record. Gene Ontology annotation, cellular component: Golgi apparatus. NCBI's taxonomy places the organism in Eukaryota, Metazoa, Mollusca, Bivalvia, Mytilida, Mytilidae.